GAGGGGGGGACGUCAGGCCAAGAAGAAUUUGGUUUAAUCACACAGGAUAUUGAACUACUCUGCAGAUCAUGGCUGACUUUGACCUGGUGCUGAAGUGUUGGGGUCCAGUGGAGGCGGACUACGCAGGCUAUGGGAGCCUGGUUCUGACUCGUUUAUUCGUAGAGCACCCUGACACCCAGAAGCUAUUCCCUAAGUUUACCGGCAUCACCCAGGGUGACAUGGCUGCUGACGCGGGGAUUUCCGCCCACGGUGCCACGGUGCUGAGGAAGCUGGGCGAGCUGCUGAAGGCCAAAGGCAGCCACGCCGCCAUCCUCAAGCCUCUGGCCAACAGCCACGCCACCAAGCACAAUAUCCCCCUCAACAACUUCAGGCUGAUUGCAGAGGUCAUCGGUAACGUCAUGGGAGAGAAGGCUGGGCUGGACGCCGCCGGGCAGCAGGCCCUGAGGAACGUGAUGGCUGUCGUCGUCACUGAUAUGGAGGCCGACUACAAACAGCUGGGCUUCACCGGCUGAAAGUCACACAACGUCAGAGCAGGGAUGACAGACAAGGAAAUGUUCCACCUGCAAGAUUACAAAUAAUAAUAAAAAAUGAGCUGAUCUUCUGUAAACAUACAUCAACUAAAAGGCGAUGAAAGUGUAUCCAUCACAGCACCUCCAAGAAUGACAGCCUCAUGUAUUGCUAUAGAAUUAAGGAUUGUAGGAGAGAGGAGCUUUCAGUGUUAUUGUUCAUUCUUAUUUCAGUUAAAUGCGAUUGAUCUCAUCUCUUCUUGACGAACAACAAACUAUAUAAACACUAUGUCAAAUAUUACCAAUGCAAUCAAAAUAAAAGCCAUGACUCUA
This is a messenger RNA of Pseudoliparis swirei, 839 nucleotides long. It is a transcript of the gene mb, whose product is annotated as myoglobin. Gene Ontology annotation, molecular function: heme binding; oxygen binding. The record is from RefSeq and is a predicted model, not a curated record. Gene Ontology annotation, cellular component: extracellular exosome. Lineage: Eukaryota; Metazoa; Chordata; Actinopteri; Perciformes; Liparidae. The transcript has 4 exons. The coding region runs from base 69 to 512 and encodes 147 amino acids. Gene Ontology annotation, biological process: oxygen transport.